AACGGCGGCUGUGAAUGAGUGAACUGAAGUUGUUUGCGGGGGUUAUUUUGGAUGCCACAUCGUUUGUUUUCGGAAUAUGGCUCAGCGUGGACACCUUCAUGUUGCGAGUUCCCAAAAAGCUUUAAUGUUGGAGCUGAAAAGUCUCCAGGACGAGCCCGUUGAAGGCUUCAGAAUAACUUUAGUCGACGAGUCGGACUUGUACAACUGGGAAGUCGCGAUUUUCGGACCCCCUAAUACGCACUAUGAGGGGGGUUAUUUUAAGGCACGUAUCAAAUUCCCCAUGGACUACCCGUACUCUCCUCCUGCCUUCAGAUUCCUUACCAAAAUGUGGCAUCCCAACAUCUAUGAGAAUGGCGAUGUAUGUAUUUCCAUCCUGCACCCACCAGUGGACGAUCCCCAGAGCGGAGAACUGCCGUCAGAGAGGUGGAACCCAACACAGAAUGUCAGAACGAUCUUAUUGAGUGUUAUCUCCCUGCUGAAUGAGCCCAACACCUUCUCGCCUGCCAACGUGGACGCCUCCGUCAUGUACCGCAAAUGGAGGGACAGUAAGGGGAAAGACCGCGAGUAUGCAGAGAUCAUCAGGAAGCAGGUUCUAGCCACCAAAGUCGAUGCAGAGCGAGACGGGGUCAAGGUGCCCACCACGCUGGCCGAAUACUGCGUCCGUACCCGCGCCCCACCUGCCGAUGAGGGCUCCACCUUAUUCUAUGAUGACUACUAUGAUGAUGAGGAGUUAGACGAUGAUGAAGAGGAGGGUGAGGAUUGUUGUUAUGAUGACGACGACUCUGGGACAGAGGACUCUUGACAAGCAGCGCCCAAGCUUUCUGAAAUCUCCGCUUUGGUUUUCCGUUUGAUUUUGUAGCUUUUAAAUCAAGUCAAGAAGGAUGUUUAUUUUCUGUUGGAAGCUCUGAGAUCGACAACAUCUCAUGAAGGGCAAGAGAUGAACUCUUUACGUCUGUUCAAGAAGCAAAUAGAUGUUGCACUCAACUCCAAACCGAGACGCAUAGUUUUUUUGUAGUUUUGUCUGGUUUUGGGGGUAUGUUGGGUUCAACCAAUCAGUGUGAAACAGUCCAGCUUAUGUUUAUUUGAUGCUCGAUAAACAACUUGCCUUUCAAAGGCACCUGAUCUCAAGCUUUCAGUGUCUAAGAUUCAACAGUAUUCGCGACUAGGGUGGGGCAAAAAAGUAGCUAAUACACAUUCUCAGGGCUACUUCUUUCUUGCACCACACUGCAUCAUAUUCUGCUUCUGAAGCCAAGGACUGAACAAGCUGACUGAUAAAUGGAUGAAUUACAUCUAAGCUUCGUCCCCUUUUUGGACUUUAAUGUUUUAUUUUAUUUGCCAACAGGCAUGUCUUAUUUGUGUUUUGUUCUUGGUUUUAUGGGGUUGCGAUGUAUUGCGUUUGAAUCUUCGCUACAUUUAGCUACUCUUUGACAUUUGUUGGUAUUUUAGCUGUCAUAUAUGCUUUUUUAUUUUAAAGCUUUGUGGUGACGCUUUAUUUGGAACCUAAAAUCCUCCUCAGGAAAAUGGACACAAGACUUCGAGUUUGUGGCUGAACUCUUGAUCCAAACAGACUCUUUAAACGCUUUUUGGCCACUUUCUUUUUUUGUUCUUUUUUUUUCUCCUCCUACUUUUUUAUGCUUUGUAAAUCUAUUUAAAGUCUGAAUAAAGAUCUUUAUUAUAA
Messenger RNA from Carassius carassius (crucian carp), 1678 nucleotides. It is a transcript of the gene cdc34a, whose product is annotated as cell division cycle 34 homolog (S. cerevisiae) a. NCBI's taxonomy places the organism in Eukaryota, Metazoa, Chordata, Actinopteri, Cypriniformes, Cyprinidae. Bases 77 to 802 code for a protein of 241 amino acids. Gene Ontology annotation, biological process: protein polyubiquitination; ubiquitin-dependent protein catabolic process. The record is from RefSeq and is a predicted model, not a curated record. Gene Ontology annotation, molecular function: ubiquitin conjugating enzyme activity. The transcript is spliced from 5 exons.